Messenger RNA from Erigeron canadensis, 1146 nucleotides. Its product is annotated as probable pyridoxal 5'-phosphate synthase subunit PDX1. NCBI's taxonomy places the organism in Eukaryota, Viridiplantae, Streptophyta, Magnoliopsida, Asterales, Asteraceae. The transcript has 2 exons. Gene Ontology annotation, biological process: pyridoxine biosynthetic process; pyridoxal 5'-phosphate biosynthetic process; amino acid metabolic process. The coding region runs from base 91 to 1017 and encodes 308 amino acids. The record is from RefSeq and is a predicted model, not a curated record. Gene Ontology annotation, molecular function: amine-lyase activity.
CUCGCUCAUUUCCAUCCCAACCCAAACCGCCUCACAAAACACACACUCACAAAAAAAACACACACAAAAACACAAUCUUUCCUCUCCAAAAUGGACGGAACCGGAGUAGUCGCCGUCUACGGCAACGGCACACUAACAGAAACCAAAAAAUCAUCAUAUUCCGUCAAAGUGGGUCUAGCCCAGAUGCUUCGUGGGGGUGUAAUAAUGGACGUAGUGAACGCCGAACAAGCCCGAAUAGCGGAAGAAGCAGGGGCUUGUGCGGUGAUGGCACUCGAACGAGUGCCAGCGGAUAUCCGAGCCCAAGGCGGAGUGGCUCGGAUGAGUGACCCUCAACUGAUAAAAGAAAUAAAACAGGCAGUGACUAUUCCUGUGAUGGCAAAGGCAAGAAUUGGUCAUUUUGUUGAAGCGCAGAUAUUGGAAGCAAUUGGGGUUGAUUAUGUUGAUGAAAGUGAGGUCUUGACAUUGGCUGAUGAUGAAAAUCAUAUUAAUAAACAUAAUUUUAGGAUCCCUUUUGUUUGUGGCUGUCGGAACCUUGGUGAGGCUUUGAGAAGGAUUCGUGAAGGUGCUGCCAUGAUUCGGACUAAAGGCGAAGCUGGAACUGGCAACAUCAUUGAGGCAGUACGUCACGUUAGAUCUGUGAUGGGGGACAUCAGGGUCCUUGCAAACAUGGAUGAUGACGAGGUGUUCACUUUUGCUAAGAAAAUUGCUGCUCCGUAUGAUUUGGUGAUGCAGACCAAACAAUUGGGGAGGCUUCCAGUGGUCCAGUUUGCCGCGGGUGGUGUUGCUACUCCAGCUGAUGCAGCCCUUAUGAUGCAACUAGGAUGUGACGGUGUGUUUGUGGGUUCAGGGGUGUUCAAGAGUGGUGAUCCAGCCCGCAGGGCCCGUGCGAUUGUCCAGGCAGUCACACAUUACACUGACCCCAAGUUGCUUGCAGAGGUGAGCUGUGGGCUGGGUGAAGCCAUGGUCGGGUUGAACCUGGACAAGAACGUGGAAAGGUAUGCUAGUCGGUCUGAGUAAGGUUCACAGCAUUUGCUCUGCUGGCCUACGUGGUUCAAACAUGUUGCUUUUUCUUUGUUUAUUGUUGAAGAAUUUAGGACUGUUGGAAAAUAACCAUAUGUUUAUAUAAACGAACAAAUGUUCUAUUCA